AUGAGCCACUACGGUCCGCCGUCCAACAGCGCAGCGUUCCCGCGUGGCAAUGCACCAGCAUUCCGCGGCCCUCCACCAGCGUUUCCACGCGGUAUUAUGCCUCCAUUUCGUCCACCAUUUGCUGCUCAAACUCCGCCACCUCCCUUUGCAUUUCGUGGACCUUCGCCAACAUUUCUCGGUCCUCGACCGCCACUGAAUCUCAAUCUCGUCUCAAUGUUGGCUCCAACAAUGUCACCUGCUACUCCUACUACUGUUCUACCGCUUGGAUGGCAGGAAUCAAGAACACCACAAGGCGCUUUAUUUUAUUAUAAUGCUACUACUGGCGUAAGUACAUACGAAAUGCCAACGUCGGACCCCGAGACAUGUACAUGGAGAGAAUACAAAGACGAAGCCACAGGAGCGUCAUACUAUUUCAACACAAUUACAAAAGAAACAGUGUGGGACCAACCUGAAGAGUUACGGAUGCAAAAAGCUCGCGAAGAAGUCGCUAAAAUGACUAGUGAAACACUUCAGACAAUGUCUUCUGUGAAUACACACGUUCAGACGUCAACGCCAAUACAAACAAUCAAGCAAAUUGAAAAGCAAGAGGAAGAAAAAGACGAAGACGAAAAGCAACAACAGGAAGCACAAGCAGAAGCACAAGCUCAGGCACGUCAGAAACGCAAGGAAAUACAAGAACAACAACAAGCUGCGGAGUUUACAGAUAUGCCCCGAGCGGAGCGUCUUGCUGCAUUCAAACAAUUUUUAGAAGAGAAACAGAUUGCUCCUACGUUAAAAUGGAGUGAUGCUCUGCGUAUGAUUGGCAAAGAUACGUCAAUGCAAAAUGAUUCUCGCUGGAAGUUUGCCUUGCAAACGGUAGGCGAAAAGAAACAAGCAUAUGCCGAGUAUUGUACCCAAGCCAAGAAUCGUUUGACAAUUGAAAAGCGGCGAUUGGGAAAGAAAGCUCGAGAAGAAUUUAUUGAACUUCUUGGACUAUUUGAAACGAGCUUAGCACCUUCACGUCGACGACAACUUUCUUGGGAAGAGGUGAAUGAAAGCAACGAUUUUUAUGCCAUGCGGAAAGAUCCACGAUGGACUGCAAUUGAUGAAGCACGUGAGAAGCAACAACUUUUCACAACUUUUAUGCAAGACUUGGAGCGAAACCAGAAAGCACGUCUGGCGAAACAACGAGAGGUCCUGAAGUUAGAAUUUCUAGCGCUCUUGCAACAACGCAUGGAAGCCAAGGAAUUGGAUUUUGAAAACCGUUCAUCGAAGAGAUUGGAUGGUGAAUCAAAGCGCCGUGUGUUAGAAAUAUUAGAAGAAGUUAAGUCGGCGGAUGGUAGGGACAAAAUUAGUGAAGAUGUGCUUCGAAAUAUUGAUCGACAUGAUGUGUACGACUGGACGGAAAAGUUUGUACGUGAACGUCGAGAGAUUGAACGUGCGAAACGAAAGCGUGAACGAGUAGAGCGUGCUGAGCGCACGGAACGAUUAGAACGUGAGCUUAGUAGUCAAUUGAAACAAAUGGCAGGGAGUGGGGAAUUGACGUCUGGAAGCACAUGGGACGAGUUUGCCGCUGAAUACUUAAAGGAGGCAAGUGAACAGAUGACGAAAGAUGGAAAGAAUGAAGAUAGCAUUUCUGAUAAUGAGAAGGACCAAGACAUUGACCAUUUACAUUGGAAGACGCAACGACGGAUCUUUGACAAGAAUGUUCGCCGACUUCGUCGUGCAAUUGAACCUGUAGCAGCUGUGAUUCGUACUUGCUUAGAUCGAAAUGAGCCAGUGUUACGAGUAACGGAAGCCACUACAUUUGCCGCAUACAUCGAUGCGCUAAGUGCUGGAGUGAGUAAAGCGACUGACACGAAUGCACCUGAAGAAGGGGAAGAAGAAAUGAUGACAUCGAAAGAGAUUGCAAAGACAAAUGAGGUAUCCACACUCGAUUCAAAGGAAAUAAUUGUAGCACUUGAGACUGCUAUCAAGACACAGCCCAAUAACGACAAAGUGGUUUACCCAGCAUUUGUUCGUCAAGUUUACGACAUGUGGGUUGCUAUGGCGAAAGAAGAUAGCAGGAGAGAAGGCGACAAAAAAGACAAACGACGCAAGCGAAGUCGCAAGGAGAGUCACGAAGAGGAGGAAGACGAUCAAUUUCGUCGCUCUCGUCAUCGGUCUUCUACUGCUGAUGAACACGAGGAAGAUAAAAGUCACAAAAAACGUCGAAGCCGUCGAUCAUCAAGAAAACGCCGUCGUAGUCACGCGUCGCUGUCUGCUUCGCGGUCUCGAUCCAAGUCUCGACGUAGUUCUCGACGAACUCAUUCUCACUCCCGAUCUCGUGAUCGUUUCAGUGGGUUACCUUCUGAUUUAACUAUCAAGCCUAUUGAUGACUUGGGUACGGAGACGCUACUAUCACCGCUUCGAACACCAUCAAAACCGCUGUCGGAGGCCGAAGAAGCUGCUAGAGCAGAGGAGAUUAUUCGGCAGGCUCGAUUAAAGAUGCAAGUACAGGGCAAGGACGAUCUGGGCGAUGACGAAUUAGAAGAGGGCGAAGAAGUGGAGGAAGGUGAAACAUAG
Molecule: messenger RNA, 2544 nt
Organism: Plasmopara halstedii
Lineage: Eukaryota; Oomycota; Peronosporomycetes; Peronosporales; Peronosporaceae
Product: Spliceosomal protein FBP11/Splicing factor PRP40
Exons: 1
Coding region: 1-2544 (847 amino acids)
Biological process (GO): mRNA cis splicing, via spliceosome
Cellular component (GO): U1 snRNP; U2-type prespliceosome
Molecular function (GO): protein binding; RNA binding
Source: RefSeq, a predicted model, not a curated record